Molecule: messenger RNA, 1287 nt
Organism: Leishmania braziliensis MHOM/BR/75/M2904
Lineage: Eukaryota; Euglenozoa; Kinetoplastea; Trypanosomatida; Trypanosomatidae
Product: putative protein kinase
Exons: 1
Coding region: 1-1287 (428 amino acids)
Biological process (GO): protein phosphorylation
Cellular component (GO): nucleus; cytoplasm
Molecular function (GO): cyclin-dependent protein serine/threonine kinase activity; ATP binding
Source: RefSeq, a predicted model, not a curated record
AUGGUGCUGAAGCGCAUGGACAACGCCAGUGUGGAGGACGGGCUGCAGGUCGCCACACUACGAGAAAUCAUGGUACUGGACGAGGUGAGCGCUGGAACUGCCAACCGAGACCGUGCGGAACGGGACGCUUUUCGCUGUGGCCGUGCCGUGUUUCGGCCAACCAUGGCGGCGCCAUGCAAGACUCAGGGGCUGGAGAGUUGUCAUUCCUCGUUCAUGGACCAGAGCCGUUACUGCUCAGGAGGCGCCGCAGAGGAUGAGUGGGAUGAUGCGAUUUCACGCUCAUCCAGUCCGCAGCGCAACGGCGCCUUCGACGCGCUGUCCGCCCAGCGCAGACGGCGCAUUUGCCGUGGACGACGGCAUCUCAUAGGGAUUCGGGACGCAAUAUUGCGGCCGCAUGAACAGCUCGCCUACGUGGCGAUGGACUACUGCGAGGGCGGCGAUCUGUGGCACUUCAUGCGUGGCUUGAAAACCUCUGUGCGAUGUGUUUCGGGAAAGUUCGGUGAUGUGAUGUCGACGCGGGUGUUCCGGCGCUGGGCAGUAGAGCUGAUCUUGGCGCUAGGUUUUCUGCACUCGCACAACAUUGCCCAUCGUGACCUGAAGCCUCAGAACCUGAUGCUCGCGAAGCGAACUGAUAUCACGAUGCCCUCGUCCUCUUCUGCCAUUGACAGAGCCAACGGCUAUGAAUCGCACCAUAUGGAAGACGCGCCGGCUGGCGAGUUGUACACUCUGAAGGUCGGCGACUUUGGUCUUUCGCGGCUGGAAGGCAUCCCGUACAAGAAGUACGUUCACGAGGCAGUCACGCUUUGGUACCGCAGCCCGGAUGUGCUUCUUGGGAACACAAACUACACCUACUCUGCAGACACGUGGUCGCUGGGAUGCAUUCUAAUCGAAAUGGCUUCGGGCAGUGUCCUCUUCAAGGGCAAGGACGAGGCAGACGAGCUGCGGCACAUCUUCACACGUGGCUGCCGCCCGACCCCCUUGACUUUUCCACGAAUGCGGGAAUACCAUUACUGCGAGCGGUACGCGGAGGUGUUGAGCCGGUAUGAGGAGGCGGACCCCGAUAACGUGACCAUGGAGGAACUCAUGCAGAUGCAGGUAGAACGCCUCAGUCGCCAUCUGCGCGCGUUUCUGCGCGACCGUCACAGCCUCGAGUUGCUUGGCGAUGCAGGGGUCGACCUAGUAGCCCGGCUGCUGAUCCUCGAUCCGGAGCGUCGUCUUACCAUCAUGGAGGCGAUGAACCACCGCUUCUUCACGGCCGCGUAUGCUGAGGUCUACGGCGCCGAUUGA